UGGCCUUGAGGCACUCGGAAAAAGAAAAGACAUUUAAAGAAGAAAAGCCGCGCUCCUCGUCCUGUAUGACGCUCAUACGUGCCCUUGGUUACCUAGUAACUCUCCUCUCUGGCUCCAAUUGGGCGCUCGGGAGGGAAGCAGCGGGGUCGCGCGGCGCGUUCUCGUUGAGCCUGUCGAGUUGAGGCGAGAGAGCAUCCAGAGGCAGGCGGACGGAGAGGGGCAGCGAAGCCGCUGGAAACAACUCGCAGCCGGAGACAUGUUUUCAAAAGGACAGCGGGGAGGAUGGAAUGAGACCUGCUGCACUGGAGGCGAUAAUUCCUCACUUUAAACAAACAGGACAUUUUUUUGGAUUUGGAGUACAUACCCCACGUCCGGUUUUUUUUCCCCACGCGUGUUUUUUCCUUCUUAUUUUUUUUUUUAAAAGAAGAACACGGCAUGGGGACAUUUACAUCUGGAUUGUGCAGCACCGGAUAGAAGCUCUGACAAGCGAGGAGAGAGCGGCCAUCAAGGACCUCUCUGUGGAGGAGCUGCAGAACUGUUUCUCAUCAUCUCCAAGCCAUACCAGCUGAUGAUCGAGCUACCCGUGGUUGGACGUCACCUAUAAGCGAAGGCGCAGGAAAGUCUAUUUGCUGAGCGGGUGCUCUGGCUCGCAUGUUGCACUCGCUCGCAAGGACCAUGUGGUGUUUGCCGAGGAGAAGUGGUACCCCCUUGCAGAACUGGCACGGAGCCCAGAGUUGCCCCGAUUUUAUCGCGUCCUUGUGGGUAUUGACUUUUUGCUGGUGCCUUGCGGUGGUGAGAGGCCAGAGCUACCACCCCACUGUGAACACGCAGUAUGGCAAACUCCGAGGGGUGAGGGUGCCCCUGCCUAGUGAGAUCCUGGGACCGGUGGACCAGUAUUUGGGGGUCCCGUACGCUGCUUCCCCGGUGGGGGAAAAACGCUUCAUGCCUCCCGAGCCUCCGUCCUCCUGGUCAGGGAUCAAGAACGCCACCCACUUUGCUCCAGUGUGCCCCCAAAAUAUACACAACGCCGUGCCAGAGAUCAUGAUGCCAAUAUGGUUCACCUACAACCUGGAUAUAGUUACCACCUACAUACAGGAUCAACACGAGGAUUGUCUUUAUCUAAACAUCUACGUUCCAACAGAGGAUGUCAAAAGAAUAUCCAAGGAAUGUGCCAGGAAACCCAACAAGAAAAUGUGUAGAAAAGGAGGGGCCCAUGCAAAAAAACAGAGCGAGGAUUUGUCGGAUAACGACGGUGAUGAAGACGAAGACAUACGAGACACCGGGGCCAAGCCUGUGAUGGUCUACAUCCACGGGGGAUCCUACAUGGAGGGGACGGGCAACAUGAUCGACGGCAGCGUCCUUGCCAGCUACGGGAAUGUCAUCGUUAUCACCCUCAACUACCGUGUUGGAGUUCUUGGCUUCCUCAGUACCGGGGACCAGGCUGCUAAAGGGAACUACGGCCUACUGGAUCAGAUCCAGGCUUUGAGAUGGAUCAGCGAGAACAUCGGCUUCUUCGGAGGAGACUCUAAUCGCAUCACUGUGUUCGGUUCUGGCAUCGGAGCGUCCUGCGUCAGCCUGCUGACUCUUUCCCACCACUCUGAAGGUCUGUUCCAUCGAGCCAUCAUUCAGAGCGGAUCAGCGCUCUCCAGUUGGGCGGUGAAUUACCAACCGGUCAAGUAUACGCGUCUCCUGGCGGAGAAGGUGGGCUGUAACGUCCUGGACACGUUAGACAUGGUGGACUGUCUGAGGAAGAAGAGCUCCAGGGAGCUGGUGGAGCAGGACAUCCAACCCGCCAGGUACCACGUGGCUUUUGGACCUGUAAUCGAUGGCGAUGUAAUUCCAGAUGACCCUGAGAUCCUCAUGGAGCAGGGUGAGUUCCUGAAUUAUGAUAUCAUGCUGGGGGUCAAUCAGGGCGAGGGCCUGCGCUUUGUGGAAAACGUGGUGGAUUCUGAGGACGGCGUCUCCGGAAAUGACUUUGACUUCUCCGUGUCAGACUUUGUGGACAGCCUGUACGGAUACCCGGAGGGCAAGGACACUCUGAGGGAGACUAUUAAGUUCAUGUACACAGACUGGGCCGACAAAGAGAAUCCGGAAACCAGGCGCAAGACGCUGGUGGCCCUUUUCACCGAUCAUCAGUGGGUGGAGCCCUCUGUGGUGACGGCGGAUCUUCACGCUCGUUAUGGCUCACCCACUUACUUUUAUGCCUUCUACCACCACUGCCAGAGUCUCAUGAAGCCUGCCUGGUCAGACGCCGCUCACGGCGACGAGGUGCCCUAUGUUUUUGGAAUUCCAAUGAUUGGUCCAACUGACCUUUUCCCCUGCAACUUCUCGAAGAAUGACGUGAUGCUCAGUGCUGUGGUGAUGACCUACUGGACCAACUUUGCCAAGACUGGCGAUCCCAACAAACCGGUCCCCCAGGAUACAAAGUUCAUCCACACGAAGGCCAACCGUUUCGAGGAGGUGGCCUGGUCCAAGUACAACCCCCAGGACCAGCUGUACCUGCACAUUGGCCUCAAGCCGCGGGUGCGCGACCACUACCGAGCCACCAAAGUGGCCUUCUGGAAACACCUAGUGCCACACCUCUACAACCUUCACGACAUGUUCCACUACACCUCCACGACCACCAAAGUGCCCCCGCCGGAGACCACGCAGAACUCCCUGUCCACGAAGAGGCCCAACAGUAAGACCACCUGGCCCUUUAACACCAAGCGGCCCCCGAUGUCGCCGGCCUACAACAGCGAAGACAAAGACUCUUGGAGCGACGACAAGGAGUCGGGGCCUCUCGUGGUGGAGAACCCGCGGGAUUACUCCACCGAGCUCAGCGUCACCAUCGCGGUGGGAGCCUCGCUGCUCUUCCUCAACGUUCUGGCGUUCGCCGCCCUCUACUACCGCAAGGACAAGCGGCGGCAGGAGUCGAACCACGGGCAGCCCAGCCCGCAGCGCCAGACCACCUCAAACGACAUCGGGCACCACGCACCCGAGGAGGAGAUCAUGUCCCUGCAGAUGAACCAGACGCACCACGAGUGCGAGGCGGGGAACAGCAACGAGGGGGCGCUGCGACUGGCCUCGCUGCCCGACUACACGCUCACCCUGCGGCGCUCUCCAGACGACAUUCCACUAAUGACGCCCAACACCAUCACCAUGAUCCCAAACUCCCUGGUGGGCAUUCCCAACCUGCACCCUUACAACACCUUCACAACAGGCUUCAACUCCACCGGCCUGCCGCACUCCCACUCGACCACCCGCGUAUAGCUUUAAGGAGGUCAGGGGGGGAUGGGACGGGCGGCGCAGCGACGGAACAAAAACGGAGCGGAGGAUUGUGUUUUAUAAAUACCACAGAGACGGGAGGAAGGGGGAGAAGAGGGCAGAAGUCGGAUUAAAAAAGCGUGAGCAGAUUUAACGAGACGUUUACGACGAGGGGCGUCACGGAGGGAUUUCUACGGAUGUCAAGUUGUGCGGAGCUGCCAAAAUCAAACUGCUUCCCUUUCUCCUCAUCU
This is a messenger RNA of Entelurus aequoreus (snake pipefish), 3497 nucleotides long. Its product is annotated as neuroligin-3. Gene Ontology annotation, molecular function: neurexin family protein binding; signaling receptor activity. Bases 652 to 3252 code for a protein of 866 amino acids. Gene Ontology annotation, biological process: presynaptic membrane assembly; modulation of chemical synaptic transmission; synaptic vesicle endocytosis. The transcript has 8 exons. Gene Ontology annotation, cellular component: postsynaptic specialization membrane; cell surface; synapse. The record is from RefSeq and is a predicted model, not a curated record. NCBI's taxonomy places the organism in Eukaryota, Metazoa, Chordata, Actinopteri, Syngnathiformes, Syngnathidae.